Molecule: messenger RNA, 2623 nt
Organism: Rana temporaria (common frog)
Lineage: Eukaryota; Metazoa; Chordata; Amphibia; Anura; Ranidae
Product: high affinity immunoglobulin gamma Fc receptor I-like
Exons: 10
Coding region: 52-1770 (572 amino acids)
Biological process (GO): cell surface receptor signaling pathway
Molecular function (GO): transmembrane signaling receptor activity
Source: RefSeq, a predicted model, not a curated record
CUUCUCGCAAACCAAAAUCAAAUCUUUUAUUCUGUGCCUGACUGUGACGGGAUGAUGUUGUCCACCUUCGCUGUGCUGAUUUUAGCUUUGGUUACGUCAGAAUCUGCUUUAGUCCGACCUGUAGUGACCUUCGAUCCCCCAUGGAGACGAAUAAUAACUUCGGACACAGUGACUAUAGCAUGUGACAUCGGUACUACGGCACAGGAGAAUGAAACGUUUUAUUGGUACAGAGAUGAGAAACUGAUGGACAUCCAUCAGCAGAACUUCACCGUCCCAUCAGCCUCCGCCGUGUAUAAUGGUGGAGAUUACCAGUGCCGGACCAGCACCAGUGAUAUCAGUGACCCCGUCUACCUGGAUGUUCGUUAUACCUAUGUCCUUCUGCAGAAGCCCCCCAGCAUUUAUGAAGGGGACCCCCUGACUCUGAGGUGUUACAGCCCCCCAGGAUUGAAUGGAACAAACACAACCUUCUAUAAGGAUGGUGAAGAGAUACAAUUCUCAGUGGAUAACUCGGAGCUCCAUUCUGAUAAAGUAGAGAGAAGUGCGACUGGGACAUACAGAUGUACGAAAACCGUCCAAUUUGGGGAGUUCCGAAACAGCUCUUCUGAGACCUACGUCUAUGUGAGAGUAGGAGAUGAGGUCAAGCCCUUGGUGACCUUCACGCCAAACUGGAGGACGGUGAUGGCCAUGGACUCGGUGACUCUCAUAUGUAACGUGGGAUCUCCGGAACAAGAGAAGGAGACCUUUUACUGGUAUAGAGAUGACAAACCCAUCAUCAAUCAGAACCAACAGAACUUUACCAUCCAGUCAGCUAAUUGGAGAUAUGACCGAGGAUAUUACCAGUGCCGGACCAGUACCAGCGAUAUCAGCCAACCCGUAACGCUGAACAUUAAAAUAAGGGAUCUCAUCUUACAGAGGCCCACCUCCGUAUAUGAAGGACACCCCUUGACCCUCAGAUGUCUGAGCAGAUCUUCAUUUAUUGUAAUGAACACCACAUUUUACAAGGAUGACGAAAUGAUCAAAUUCUCCACUUCUGACACGGAGCUCCAUAUCAUGAAGGUGGACAGAAGCGUCACCGGGACAUACAAAUGCGUUCAACGAUUACAGUCAAAGCUCUCUGGGCAGAAUGGAACCCCCAUAUCUUACAAAACAUUGUCAGAUAUAUCUUAUAUAACUGUGAGAGCCGUAGUCCGACCCGUGGUGACCUUCACACCCAACUGGAGAAAUCUAUUGUCUGGGGACUCGGUGACUGUAACGUGUGACGUGGGAUCUGCCGCACAAAAUUACCAGACCUAUUACUGGUACAAAGAUGAGAAAGUGCUGAAUGUCACUCUGAGGGAUUUCACCAUUCCGUCAGCAUCCCAGAAAGAUGGCGGAGAGUACAAGUGCCGCACCAAAUCCAGCGACAUGAGUCAUCCCGCUAGGCUGGAAGUCAGCGAUGCUGAAGUCAUCUUACAGCAAGACGCGUCUUCCGCGUAUGAAGGAACCCCCCUGACUCUGAGAUGUCACAGCCGCUCCCAAUACAGCCAGCUCUACACAGCCUUCUACAAGGAUGACAAAGAGAUACGAUCCUUUGCCAGAGACUCUACGCUACGUAUCGAGAAGUUAGACCGACAAGCCACCGGGAACUACGAAUGUUCACAGGUCCUGGAGGAUCAUCAUGGAAUCUUCCAGGAUGAUUCUGCACAGAUCUAUAUUUAUGUAAAAGAGCUCACUGAUGUCACAGGCAAGGCUUCUUCAGGAACUUCAGGAUCAAACAGUGGUCAAGGUUGAGUUGACCUCCACUAUAAUUGCAAAGGUAUCUCCUGUGCAUUAAUCCCCAUCAUUUGUACAAAGGACUGAGCUUUGACAUCAAGCAUCUUCAUGAGAGCCUCUUCUGUUUUACCAAGGACCAGUGGUCAAGACUCAUUUGACAUACACUAUAAUUGCAACGGUAUCUCCUGGUCAUGAAUGGCCAUCAUAGGUACAAAGGACUGAGCUUUGACAUCAGACAUAUUUAUGAGAAUCUCUUCUUCUUUUUCCAAAAACCAAAGAGUAGUCAAGCCUGAGUUGACCUCCUCCAUAAUCACAAAGGUAUCCCCAGCCCAUAAAUGGCCAUCAUAUCUUCAUGAAAAUUUCUUCUUUACCAAGGACCAAAGAGUGGGUAAGCCUGAGUUGACUUCCACCAUAAUUACAAAGGUAUUUCAUGUUCCAUAAUGGCCAUCGUAUCUACAAAAGACUGAGCUUCGACACGAGACAUAUUUAGGAUAACUGCUUCUUCUUCUUUACCAAGGAGUUCAAACAUUGGUCAAGGCUGAGUUGACCUCCACUAUAAUUGCAAACGCCUCUCCUGCUCAUUAAUGGCCAUCAUAUGUACAAAGGUCAAAGCUCCAAUGUCAGACAUCUUCGUGAGAACCUCUUCUUAGCCCUUGACAUCCAAGUGAAAACUAUACUGACUGAGGAGGUUCUCAUGAAGAUGUCUGCUGUCAGAGCUCAGUCCUUUGUACACCGACCUACCCGACCAGUCCAAGCCUUACCCAGAUUAGACCCGAAAUUCCUCCAUUUGUGAAACAAGCGGCAUUGGCAGAGGGAAAAGUCAAAACUUUAUUUCAGAAAAACUCAAUAAAAUAUAUAAUACACCUCCAAC